UUUCAUGGUGCAUGGGCCUUUACGGUUCGUGGGGUAUGGCUAUCAAGACAUACCCAACACGUAAUUUUUGUAUUUGUGGGGCAGUUGGCUGCCAACAAGCACUGACGCCCCCGCAACUUGAAAUGAAAUAUACUGUGAAGCCACGGAGAUGCCAUGACAAUUAAGCAUUGAGAAGAGAGCCACAGUUUGCAACAAGAUGUGUGUGUCAGUCUGUGACUCAGGUCCAAAUGUGAAGGGGUCAAUAUGGGAGGCAAGCUAUUCUGGAUGCAAAAACAUUUAAAAAUUGCCACAGAAAAUUAAUGCCUACUGGAGGUGUCACAGACACAAAGAGACCAGGAAGGCCCUCAACUUCGGCGUCAGAGAAAAAGGUGGCCACAUUGAGGGAGAUGUUCAAGCCAAACCCCUCAAAAUCAACAAGAUGGGGAUUAUUAAUUCCUAGCACUAUCUUCUACACAAACAGAAAUUCUUCUUCAGAAUGGAAGGAGUUAUCAAGGAGAAGCUUCAACUUGUUUUCAAAUUUAACAUUAUUGUCCAGCAGGGAUUUUACAUCACUGGAUGACAAGAAUGAAGACAAUAAUGAAUCAGAAGACUAUGAAAAUUGGGAUGAAGAAAAAAGAAGAAGAGAGAAAACAAUUAAAUUGUGACUUUGAAAGAGGCAAAGUCUCACUGGAAACAUUGCACAAGUACGUCCUUACAACAGAAGUAGCCAAUGGUGUAGUUUUAACAUUGCUUGCAACAGAGAAUGUGGUGCUUCACCAAGAAUGCUACAGUUUCCUGAGGUAGCAGAAGAUCACUAAUUUCUUUGCAAAAUAAAACUU
This is a messenger RNA of Schistocerca nitens (vagrant locust), 818 nucleotides long. RefSeq lists its product as uncharacterized. The transcript is spliced from 4 exons. Lineage: Eukaryota; Metazoa; Arthropoda; Insecta; Orthoptera; Acrididae. The coding region runs from base 300 to 644 and encodes 114 amino acids. The record is from RefSeq and is a predicted model, not a curated record.